AUGCUAUAUAGUCAAGACUUGAAAAAUAAGGCAUCUUCUGUUAUAUCUAAUACAAAUUUAGGAUGGCAACAAACUGGAAUAAUUUGUGAUUGUCUUUAAGAUCGAUAUGAGAUUGAGAUGAAAUAUUCGAAAGCAAUUGAAAAAUUGGCAACUAAAUUAGCUCCUAUUAAUGAAUUCUUCAGUGCUUCUUUUGGAAUCAGAGCAUAAUUAUCAUCUUAAUUCGCUGAAGAAAUAAAAGGAGAAAUAGAUAUAAUGAAAUAAUUGAUAGUUUAAUAGAAAGCAACAUAAUAUUUAGAUUAUGUCAAAUUGUGGGACAGCUAAUUAUAAUCAAUUAAAUCAAAUCUUAAAGCUGCAGAAGGAUAUCUCAAAAAUAAAAAAAGAGAAUAUGAAAUUGAGGGAACUUUUGAACUUGUAUAUUCAGCCUGUUAACCAGAUAAACUUGAAAAAUAGAAAAAUAAGUAUUAAUAGAUUCAAUUUUAGAGCUGCUGCAUGUAAGAAAGAGUAUCAAUAAGCAAAAGGGAACUAUUUAGAGUUAAAAUCAGAAAUGGAACAAGUUUUGAAAGAAUAAGAAGCUGAGGCUACUUUAGAUUAACUUUAACAAUUAAGUUUAUAAAGACUUAAUGCAAUAAAGGAUUGUAUAUUAAAAAUAUUUGUAUACGAGUCUUCUAUUGCGAAAAAUCACUUAUAUGAUUUAGAGAAGAUGUCUGAUGUAAUUUUUGUAAAUAUUUAUAUAAGAGACUGCAUGAUCAAGAUUAAAACUUAUUUAUAGAAGAAUUCAUCAAAAAAACAAAGUAAUAGGAAACUAAUCCAAUUGAAUUAGAAUCCUUUCUUACUAAAUUACUUGAUAGUUAAGGCUAAUAAUAAAUAUAUACAACUAAUAUCUAUCCUAUAGGACUAGAAAAAACAGAAGAGUAAAUUUAAUAAGAAACAAAAGAAAUUUAAGAUUAACCUUAAAAAUAAGAAGAAUUUUUGAAUUUUUUAUCUCAAAAAUUCAAUUCUAGUUCAUUUCAAUUAACUCUUCAGGAAUUUAUUUAAUGUACUAAUAUUUCAAUUGGGAUAUUGGAUUAUGUAAUGAUAAUAUUUUAUAAAUUUAGUGUUAUGAAAAUAAAAAUGCCAUUUUGGCUUAAUAGUUACUCUAAUUUAGUUUUGGACUAUUUACUAAGGAUACUUAAACAAGAUAUAUGUAAGACAUGCUUGUAAAUCAUCAAAUAUGGUAACAUCGUGAUUAUUGGGAAGCCGUUAUAAUAAAUUAAAUAUCUAAGAUAAAAAAAGGAACAAAAGAAAACAUUAAUACAAGCAUUUUAAGUAUAUUAACUUAAGUAGCAUAACAUAUGUUAAUGUUUAAAUUAUCACCAGAUUUAGUUAGGGAUAUAGUUUAAAAGUUUUCUUAAUUUUUUAAAUUGAACAAAGAAAUAGCAGAUGAUCUCAUAGUAAAAUAUUAAUUAAUCUAAAUUAGUAAGCAAUUAACAGUUAAGUUUGA
Molecule: messenger RNA, 1480 nt
Organism: Paramecium pentaurelia
Lineage: Eukaryota; Ciliophora; Oligohymenophorea; Peniculida; Parameciidae
Source: the annotation of a GenBank genome assembly